AUGUUUCAAAUGCAGCCUUCAUCCGAGACAAGUAACCUGGUACAACCAGAACAGAAUACAUUCCCUGUUGCGGAUCUAACGGCUGAAGGACCCCGUAAUCGUCCGCGGGUGAGCCACGCCUGUCAACGGUGUCGCGUAAAGAAGGCCAAAUGCGAUCAGCAACAGCCGUGUCUGAAUUGCGUCAAGCACGCUGCUGACUGCGAAUACGGCAUCAAAAGGCGCAGUCGUCAGAAAAAGAAGCAAGAUUAUAGAAGCGCCAAUGAAACGCCAAGUACUCCCAUGUCUCCAGGAUUUGCUACUGGGAGUCAGACUGCACCACAUGAAGGCGAGUUGCAGGAGCCUCCUCGUGAUACAGCACUAUCUGAUUUUGCACCUCAGGCCUUAUCCACAAAUACUUUAGAUGUAGUAGGCGAUAUCAACCAGCGCACUCAGGGUACUGAAUUCUACGGCACAUCAUCUAAUUUUGUGCUCCUCAACCAGCUCUUUUCAUUCGCCCGACAAAAUGGUCUCUCCGGCUACGUGCGCUCUGAUGUUCAUGAAUCGACCACACAUCUUUUCCCUACCAGCAACCAUGGCCACAACGAGUCACAUGCUCCCAGUGAAAAUCACCUGUCGGUUAACAACAUACGAAAUGGUCAGCCCGACCUGAGAUCCCUGUCCCAAGAUCGAGUUUCUAUCAUCAAUAUCCUGUCAAAUGAAGAGGUGCCCUCCCCACCGUCAAGACCAAAGACGCCUCCACACGUCGCAAGUGACCGACAGGCCGAGUCAAGUAACACGGCGCCAAAUUACAGCUGUACGACGAAUAGACGUUUGGGCUCAACGUUGUGCGAGGGCCUGCCGGCCGUGCCUCAAAGUACCCGACCUGCGCAUACCGUUGAUGCGAUUAGUUCUCCAUGCCACAUUACAGUUCACAACGUCCAGGAUCACAUGUCGUCAUCUACCCAGGCUUUGAAAAGACGUCUAGAAAAGUUCUACAUCAAUGUUUUCUUCCAGAACUUACACUAUAUUCAUCCCAUGCUUGAUCCAGUUCAGUUUGAAGAACGAUGCGGGAGAGAAAUGUGGGCCCGGCACACUACCACUGAAAGAAGCAAAAGAUACAGACACUUCGCUGCGCUAUACAACAUUGUUGUGGCAGUGGGCGCCCUUAUCGCUGAUAGAAACGUUCUCGAGGAUCUGGGGCAGGACAUGCAGACAUAUAUAGCGGGAUUGGCAGAGCCUGAACGACGGAUUUCUUCCCAGACAAUCUCCCGCAUGUAUUUCCGACAGUCCAAGAAUAAGCUGGGGGAUACAUAUGCAGUGUGUUCCUUGGAAAGUGCGCAAACACUCCUUUUAAUGUCACUCUACUGUCAGAACUCCCACAUGCCGCACACAUGCUACAUGUACUGCGGUCAGGCUGUUCGUACCGCUCUCGCGAUUGGCCUUGCAAACGAAUCCAUGUCUAGGUCGACAAAGGACCGAAAAGCUGCGCGGCGUACUUGGUGGUGCAUAUAUUCCCAUGAGAUCGAUAUGAGCUGCAGCUCAGGGAGAAGAGACAGCCUAAGAAAACCGCACAGUUAUCAAACCCCGCUGCCUCUCAUCAGGAACCAGAUUGACGGUGAUCCUGAUACCUCAGAGGCUGAGCCCAAAAGCAUUGCUAUGAUAAAUGAGAUGGUACGCUAUGCCGCUAUCCUUCGUCGCAUAUCCAAAGAGCUAUAUCAUGACGCCAAGGGCCUCACAUUAUCGGAGAAGUCAGUAAUUGCAAAGGAGCUUGAUGCCCUUCUUAGCGAUUGGAAAGCCAAUCUGCCUGAGUGGCUUGACUUUGGCAAACUCUCUUUCCGAGAGGAAGAGUGGGCAGGAAAAGUGAAAGUUGUUUUACAAUUGAGGUACCUGAAUGCGAGGAUACUCGUUCAUCGAAUAUUCUUGAUUCCGUCUAUCAACUAUAACGCAUUGGAGAUGUCCGAUCAUGUUGGACUCUGUCUGAGCGCCGCAAGAGAGACGAUCCAGCUUCUUCAUGAGGCGUACACGCAUCGUCACUACUUUCGCACGUGGUGGUACAAUUCAACGUAUACUCUGUACGCUGGCAUGAUUGUUCUAUAUGUCAUCAUGCUCCGAGCCACUGCUUUGCGAAGCGAGGACCUCUUGGAGGAUGUGAUCAAAGCUCAGAAUAUUCUACAGUCGAUGCAGGAAGCUACAGUGGCUCUUCGGAGUGCGGAAUUACUACGAGAAGGGCUGGAUAUUGCUCGGUCGAUGAUCCAGCGCGAUGCAGCUAUUUCUGUUCCACUUCCUCGUGUCCAUACAGACCGGGUCGACGAUGAAGCUCAAGGUCGGGGCAACUUCAAUGACUUUGGGCAGAACUUUAAUUAUUGUUUCCCUGAGACAACCUUCGCUGCAAAUGGGCAUGUCACAGACCCUGAAACACUAUUCGCGUCCCUUAUAGACCCCUGUUUGCUACAGGAUUUCACAACAGGGUUGAACGAUUCGACAGAUAUAGGUACCUCUUCAUUCCUAUUCAAUGAUCUCGACAACGAUAGAUCAGGUGUUUAUCCGACACUCCAGCCCAGUGCCUAA
Molecule: messenger RNA, 2547 nt
Organism: Bipolaris victoriae FI3
Lineage: Eukaryota; Fungi; Ascomycota; Dothideomycetes; Pleosporales; Pleosporaceae
Exons: 3
Coding region: 1-2547 (848 amino acids)
Biological process (GO): DNA-templated transcription; positive regulation of transcription from RNA polymerase II promoter by galactose
Cellular component (GO): nucleus
Molecular function (GO): DNA-binding transcription factor activity, RNA polymerase II-specific; RNA polymerase II cis-regulatory region sequence-specific DNA binding; zinc ion binding
Source: RefSeq, a predicted model, not a curated record